Messenger RNA from Helicoverpa zea (corn earworm), 2328 nucleotides. Its product is annotated as arrestin domain-containing protein 2-like. The coding region runs from base 695 to 1636 and encodes 313 amino acids. Gene Ontology annotation, cellular component: cytoplasm. Gene Ontology annotation, biological process: protein transport. The transcript has a single exon. The record is from RefSeq and is a predicted model, not a curated record. NCBI's taxonomy places the organism in Eukaryota, Metazoa, Arthropoda, Insecta, Lepidoptera, Noctuidae.
UACUUAUCAGCUAUAUGAGUAUGCACUUCAUCAGAAAUUAUCACUUGUGAAACUGUAAUAUUAAAGAUAAAAUUAUUUGCAGCAGUUUUAGAUCAUAUAUGUUAUCACAAAUCUAUGAUUGCACACCUGAACUAUUUAAGACUAAAACAAUCAUUUGGGUUCUGAUAGUUUUGGAAUCUGGAUAAAGAUACUAAUUCAGGGUAAAAAAAAAACAACAUUUUUGUUGGAUAUAAAACAUUUUUAUUAAGUUCACAUCAAUAGUUUGAAUUACACUCACGACACAAUAGAAAUUAGAACAAUAUUUGGUCGGACUUUCCCAAAAAUACUAUACGAAGCCGCAUCUUGCUUCAUAGAUAGGAAGCCGACCCAAGCAUUGAUUGAGACUUGAUAAUUUGGCAGGUUUUAGUUUUUUAUUUUGCUUUUUGGUGACAUAUUUUAUUUUAUAUAGACUCCAUCUCAACCUUUGUAUGUUCAUAUUAGAUACCUACAUAGGUAAAGAAUCAGUCGGCCGCAGUGACGUCGUGCAUGGAUAAAAUUCAACUUAAGUUUAAGUGUCUCCAUUUUCUAUCAUCAUAUCACUUGAAACAUCAACAUAUUAUGCUAUUCAUGAGUCAUCGGAUCAAUCCACCAGUUGAUGGAGUGAGGUGAUUAUUAGUCGUGUUCUCGCACACCUCGUACGCGCUUGUUUACAACCAUGAGUCCAAAGUGUCAGAUAAUUAUAAACAGAACAAGAGAAGGACAUUUUAAAGCCGGACAAUGUGUGACAGGAACACUGAAGUAUGUUAUAGAUAAACCAAAGCGGUACGACAGUAUUGAUAUUUCAUUCGUGGGCGGUGGAAAGUGCAAUUGGUGCAAAACAGACGGGGAUGGUGAAAAAAUGUACAUCAGCAAUGAGGAGGAGUAUGUCUCCAUCAACAAGAAUUUAUUUACACCAGUUGGAGACGAGAUGGUUGACCCUGGAGAUUAUGAAUACCCAUUUGAGUUUUUACUCCCAGACGAUAUACCAUCGUCAGUUAAGACUGACUUUUGUAACAUACACUACGCAAUUUUCGUGAAAUUUGCAAGAAAGCGAACUUUUAGCUCUGGAGGUGUAUAUGAGCUUGAAGUGCCUGUUCGUGGAUAUGUGAUGCCAUGCAGUCCAGAGCCAUUAAUCUUCGGAGUCGAGAAAAAACUACUUUCCCUCAAUCCAAACAAUAAGAUCACAGUAAAAGGAGAAAUAGAUAGAACAUGUUUAAACCCAGGCGACAGCAUUCAUCUGAAGAUGACGGUGACGAAUGACUCAAAUGUCGCCAUUUCUAUCAAAAGUGAGUUCGUUUAUUAUAACAGCUAUAUAUCAAGCGGGAGGUCUCCCUCUUUAAACAUUGAAAAAGGGAGUAUACCAGGGACCGAAGAAACUUCUCCUACUGUAAAGGAAAAUAGUGUGUUAGAACUAGAGAGAACAAUACCAAUACUUGAUACGUUAUACUCGAUACAACAUUCGAAGAUAAUGGUUGGAGAAUUUAAAGUUAAAGUGACAAUUCAAGUACCUUUUCCUCAUGUUAAUGCUGAUGUACAAGUUCCAGUGGUGAUUGGAUGGAGAAAAGAAGAACACGAUAUGCCACCUUCAUAUUCAGAAGUCAUGAGAGGAAAUAAUUAGAAAAAAAAUGAAGAAAAUUUCAAUGUGAAAGUUUUUAUGUAAUGAUAGUAUGUUAUUUAAAAUAGGUACUACACAUUUAUCAUCAUAUAGUUUUUUUUUUAACGCGUCAUUAAAUCAUUGAACUAGAGUGUUUUGACUCAUAGGAACUACUUCACUACGAUGGUUUAAUUUUGUGUCGUAUGUCUGUAUAUCAUUUAGUUUAAUAAAACAAAUAAUUGUAUUUCUGCCUUUGAAACUUAAACUAUUAUUAUCGGGUUGCCCGGGUAACUGGGUUGAGGAGGUCAGAUAGGCAGUCGCUUCUUGUAAAGCACUGGUACUCAGCUGAAUCCGGUUAGACUGGAAGCCGACCCCAACAUGAUUGGGAAAAAGGCUCGGAGGAUGAUGAUGAAUUCAGCAUUGAUCUCUGCAAAGAAAAUUUAACUUUAGAUACACGAGUGUUUGGUUGAUUUUGCAAAAACCUCAAUCGAUAGUGGAUAAACACCGUGUUAAGAUAAAGGUAACGUAAUACACAAAUAACAGGUUUUUAUUUCGCUUUGUGUAAUGUAUAUUAAUAGUUUUCGUAUAAUGAGAGGUUUUUAGACUAGAGGGCGCGGGUUCGAUUUCAGGUCAGGCAAGUACCAAUGCAACUUUUCUAAGUUUGUAUGUACUUUCUAAGUAUAUCUUAGACAUUAAUGACUGUGUUUCGGAUGGCA